This is a messenger RNA of Galleria mellonella (greater wax moth), 7522 nucleotides long. RefSeq names its product rho GTPase-activating protein 190 (gene RhoGAPp190). NCBI's taxonomy places the organism in Eukaryota, Metazoa, Arthropoda, Insecta, Lepidoptera, Pyralidae. The coding region runs from base 608 to 5404 and encodes 1598 amino acids. Gene Ontology annotation, biological process: signal transduction. The record is from RefSeq and is a predicted model, not a curated record. The transcript has 39 exons.
AGCAAAAGAGAGUUGUGUCAAGAAUUAAUGCGUUUUCAUCCCCUAUUUAUUCUCAUUAGAAUGUACAGAUAUCUUUAUUGAAUACUUUUUAAGAUCUUAAAUUUAUGACCAAAAAAAUAGAAUAAUGUAAUGUAGUGAAUCAUUGUGAAACUUCUGCGUUGCAAAUAUUAGAAUCUGUCGUGUCAGUGUAGGGCUCUACACAGGCAUUUAAUUUAAUACUCGUUAUUCCUAAAACUAGAAAUGUCUUUUAUGAUUUUGUUAUCGUUUUAAAAAAUAAUGCCAAGUUAUAGAUAAUGUUUUAUAUUAGGAAUUAUGGAAAUAAGUUGGGCGUGCAUUAUCCGUCGGCACAUCUGGUGAUCAUACCAACCCUAGAUUAGACCCUACUUCAAUACCUUAUAAUUUAAUCUAUGUUGAUAUUGAAAUAUAAAAUCUUUGUUUAUUUAUUAUCAGUUUCUUUAAUAUUUCAAUUAAUUCUAAUUUUGCAGAAACGUGUUUAGGUAUAUUUACCAAUUUCUAAGUCAGUGAAGUCUGAUUAGUGUUGUGAUGUGUGUACUAGUUGAUACAGUGGUUUUGUUUUAUAUUACCUUGUUAUCGAGAGUUGAUUGAGAUGGCAAAGAAGUCGGAUAAUACCGGCGGCAAGCUGGUCACAGUGUCGGUGGUGGGACUGUCUGGCACAGAGAAGGAGAAAGGUCAGCUGGGCAUAGGGAAGUCGUGCCUUUGUAAUAGGUUUGUCCGGACGCACGCGGACGACUACAAUGUCGAUCACAUAUCCGUCUUGAGUCAGUCUGACUUCAGCGGCCGGGUGGUGAACAAUGACCACUUCCUGUACUGGGGCAGCGUGCAGAAGGAAAAUGACGAGCAAGAGUACAGGUUCGAGAUCAUCGAGCAGACUGAAUUCGUGGACGACGCUUGUUUCCAGCCGUUUAAAGUGGGCAAAACAGAAACAUACGUGAAGCGAUGCGUCGCUACCAAGAUCCAGUCCGCUGAAAAGCUAAUGUAUGUAUGCAAGAACCAGUUAGGAAUAGAGAAGGAGUACGAACAGAGAUUGAUGCCCGAUGGAAAACUAUCGGUUGAUGGGUUCCUAUGUGUAUACGACGUCAGUAUGGUGCCAGGCAGGACUUGGGAGAAGCAGAACGAAACUCUAGCAGCAAUACUCCAGAACAUUCUGAAGCUCAAGAAACCGGUGGUACUAGUCACGUCCAAGAACGAUGAGGCGUGCGAGCAAGGCAUCCGCGAGGCAGAACGGCUGGUGCAGCGUAAGGAGUUCAAGGGCGCGAUACCUAUAGUGGAGACCUCGAGCCACGACAAUGUCAAUGUGGAUCAGGCUUUCUUCCUGCUAGCACAGAUGGUGGACAAGUCGAAAGCGAGGAUCAAGGUAGCGAACUAUGCGGAGGCACUGCGGAUAAGAAGGGAGACUCUGGACUUUGUCACUGAAGCAUUCACACAACUCAUCAGGAUACAUGUUCAAGACCACAAAGAGAUGUGGUCAGCUGCAAGCAAGAGAUUAUGCCACUAUCCAGAAUGGGUCAAGUUUGUACAGCAGUUCGGAAAUGAUGGCACACAGGUGGUAUUCCGUCGACACAUAAGGAGACUAAAAGAGGAGCGUUCAGCUAAAAAACUGCGCAAACAACUCGCUAAGCUGCCACAAGUGCUGUCUAGAAUGCAGUUACCGACUGAAGAGUUGCAGGAGAAUGACUGGCCGAUGGUAGUGAGACAGCUACGUGCUCACCGCGACUUCUCUGUGUACUUCAGCGAGGGCCGGCCUCAAGAUUCUGGGUCCGAGUCUGGCUCAGAACUGGACAGUCCUCUAGGAACUGAUACCACAUUGAGGGUCGGGGAACGUGCUAUCAGAUAUCAGACUUUGGGACAAUCUCAAAAGAUUCCUUAUGAAAUUCUGGAGUCGAAUGAGGCAGCCGCUGUUUUCAAGACAUAUUUACAUGAGGCACAAGAAGAACAAAGGAAUUACGAAUGGUGUCAGCAAUUCAAGCGUCUGCUAGAAGAAACCGGUUACGUGACGCCCGGAAAACAGUUGUCCGAGGUACGGGUGUUGCUGAUGGGUCGCGAGUGCUACGAGGCGCUCACAGAAGAACAACAGCAGCGCGUGUACGAUCAACACCAGAGGCAGAUACAGCGCCGGGCUAAGCAUAACUUGCAGGAACUGCUGUUGGAACAUGCAGAUUUAUUCUAUCACUUCAAAAGUAUAUCUCCGACGGGAACGAUCACGCAGGAAGACAUAAAAGAGAUCACUGACGUACUUCAGGAUGACUUCAGAUACAAAAUGCUUGAUCGCAUGGAGCAAGACCGCAAGCUGAUGUUAUUCCAACAUCUUGGCUUCGUACAUUGUCCGAUGCGAGAGCACUGUCCCGCCGGAGCCCGCUGUCUGGACGCUGCCCUACCUCUCAUACUCAACACCAGAGUCGGAUCCUUAACCUCGACUGGUGAAUCUCAGUGUCACGCGGGUCCACCGGCUGCGCCCUGGGCUCUAACAACUGACUCCAACCAAAUAAACGUUAUCAUACUAGGCGUGGAAGGAACAGCGGGAGAGUUCGGCAAGCGACUGCUCGCGGGCUGCGACGGGGAACGACGAGUCAUGGUGGGAGGCCAGGCGUGGCGAGUGGAACAACGUCUACGUACUGACGACUUCUCUGAUUCCACGCCUAUAGAUGACUUCGCGCCUAAUGGUUAUUUCUGCGUGUACCAAGACCAGGAGUCGUUUGAAUACAUCAGGGGAUGCACUGAAAAGACUUUGUUGACUAGUCUUGAACAGGAAGAUAAGCAACCGUUUCAGGGAUUGCCAUUAGUUGUGAUGUUCGUUCAAGAUGAGGGUAUGGAUAAGAAAGAAAUAACACGGUUGCAAGAGGAGGGCCAGAAUCUCGCUGAUAAUCUUCAUUGCUCAUAUAUGGAGGCGUCGGUGAACGAGCUGGGAACGGAGGCAUUGACAUCGGACGCCAUACAGGAACUGAUCAGAGCCAACAGGGAGAAGGCCAGCUAUGCACACCUCUACAAAGACCUCAUAGUCUGCUUCGAUUCCGAUAUACGAAUAAUGGUCUGCAUGUUCUGUGAUGACCCUUAUUCGCCGGAGCGCGUUUUAAGUCCAUUGCUGUCGCAUCGCGCGUGCUUCCUCACUGGGGACAGGUCGAUCGUAAUAGAGACCUUCCUUGGAGACUCCAAACGGAAGGUCGAGGUCAUAAUCUCGAGUUUCCACGGCGCCUCUCAAUUUAGAGAAGAGCUGAUCCACGGAUUUAUACUGAUCUAUUCUGCUAAGAGAAAAGCUAGUUUGGCAACGUUGAAUGCAUUCUCAAUGAACAUACCGAAUCUACCGAUACAAAUGGUGGCGGUGACGGACGGCGGCGGUUCGGCUGCGAACGCGUUCUUCGGCACGGACGUCGGCCACGCCCUCAUCACCGAGGGGAACGCUACGGCCGACAGACUCGGCGCACAUUUCACCACGUACACGUCCACUGCUGAGAGUAAAUCGGCGUUCUACACGCCAUUCUUCAAAGAGGUGUGGGAGCGGAAGGGCGAGAUCGAGCGCGCGUUUCGACUAGAAGCACCUCACAACCUGCCCGACGUGGCCGCCGCGCGGCCCGCGCCGCCGCCGCGGAACCACUCCUACCAUCUCAACCACAAAAUGGAACACAAGUUGACUAACUCAUUGGACUUGCUGAUCGGACCUGACUCUCGUGCCGACAUCGACUCGGAGUACAGCGAUACUAUGAACAACAAGAAUAGAGGAUUUUUGAAAGGUUUUAGUGUUUACCCACCACCCAGUACACCACCAGAACCAGCGCCCCCCGAUCACAGAAUGCAUGCGGAUUUGUCACCGGACCUCAACUGCUCGGAGGAUUCACUCAGCACACACGAGUCAGAUGGUGGAGGUUUAUGGCAGCCAAGCAGCUAUGGGCACCGCGCGUUCACAAUGGGUCCCACCAAGCCGCAUCCGCCCCCUCCCCGCGUUCGGCACUCGCAAACACUGAAGCAACCCGGUAAAUUGGAUAUGAAUAACUACACGAUGGUGAGCGAUGCCCUUCAGCAUAUCACCAUCGGACCUCCACAUUCAAGAGACAGGAAGUCGCAGAGGUCUGGGUGGUCGCAUUCGAGCAGUCAGCAGGGCGGUCACCAUCACCAUCCUUCAGGAGUCAGUUCUGAGACAGAGCUCGAUGCGCAGUAUGCACAGAUAAAGGAAACAAACGAAUACAUGGAAGCGCCAUCUAUGAUGAGACUACGGAGACAUCGGCGACACGAGAAGACACCAUUACAUCAGCCAUCGUUGUCCGAGACGGACAGCUCUGGAUCCAGUGAAGCGUCGGGCGGGCCGCGAGUACAACCACGACGCAGGCACAACCCCCACCACGCGCCCAGACAUUACAAGAAACGGUCACUAGGAAACUUAGUAGCGGUACAGAGUCCAAGAGUGCCGAAGCUGGGCAUGUUUGUUGGCCCACCUGAAUUGCCCACCGGUUACAGAGCCAGGACGCAAGAGGAUAAAGCAGGCAGUGAGUCAAGUGAGGGCAGUUCUGACGGCGAGACGCGGAGGCCUAGGCCUUUGCCACCGCCGCCACAUCAUGAACCUACACUUAAGAUGGUGGGCGGCACGGGUGCAGGCGCGCCAGUACCGGGCGACUAUUCGCCGUCGACGCAGGAUAACUCGUCGUCGAGUGCUGCCGACUCCCGCCGAAGGCAUCAUCCGUUCUCCAAGCACGAUCGCAGGCAUAAGGAAUUUUCAAAGAGCAAAGACUCCAAGAAGAACUCUUCACAAAUAACGACCGCGCCCACUGUACAAAAUUGGGGUCCACAGGGCUCACACGGCGUGCCUCUGUUCGUGGAGAAAUGUGUAGAGUUUAUAGAGCGAGAGGGCUUGGCGUCCGAAGGGCUGUACAGAGUGCCUGGCAACCGGGCGCACGUGGAAAUGCUCUUCACUAAGUUUUAUGAAGAUCCAAACAUAGACCUAGAGUCGCUAGACAUCCCUGUCAAUGCCGUAGCAACCGCACUCAAAGAUUUCUUCUCAAAGAAACUGCCACCGUUACUUGACGAAGAGAGUAUGGCGCGGUUAGAAGACAUUGCAGCGAUGCGCGGCUGCAUGGCGGGCGGCGUGGAGCUGAAGGACCGCAGCUGGCGGCUGCUGGCGCUGCGCUCGCUGCUCAACUCCGCGCUCACCGCCGUCGCACGCGCCACGCUCGACUACCUGUUGCACCACUUCGCCAGAGUGGCGGACAAUUCCAAGUUGAACUCGAUGGACAGCAAGAACCUGGCGAUAUGCUGGUGGCCCACACUCCUGCCCGUGCAGUUCUCGGACAUGGGCCGCUUCGAAAUGACGCGGCCCUACCUCGAGGACAUCGUGCAGACAAUGAUCGACCAGCACCCAUUCCUGUUUCGGGGGCAAGAGGCGUUUGUUAUGGUGUGAGGACAGUGUGAACCCACAAUGCAGGUUGCAUUCGUGAUGGACGACGUGUGACGUCGGCGCCCUGUGACGUCACCGCGACAUAUGUCCUCGGAUACCGCAAAGGAUGCCAGUGCGUUUGUGUAACGGUCGCGUUACUUUGCUUUAAAGUGAGUCCGUCGGUUAUGGGCGUUUUGUUUUUGCAUUGCUCAUUUGCGGCGGUCAUGUGAUUAUGUACACGCAUUAGUGCGUUUAGUUAUUUGGAAGCUUCGAAAUUUGAACGCUGCGUGCGAUUGCACUUCCGAAUCUUUGAAUUCGUGCUCUGUACAAGAAAAAAAUAUUUAUAUUUUUUAAAAGAAUGCAGUAAUGGCGCGUUCCGUUUCACGUUCAAUUGAUAUAAUUUUUUGCGUGUCCAUAAUCAGAUAUUAGAUUGUUUACACCAAAACAAAAUGUUCUAAUGUAGUCGUUUAUUUACGAACGUAUCACAUGUAUUUGAUAUUACACGUACGCUUGCACCAUCACAAUUCCGCUUUAAAAGACGGACAGACUAUACGUUUUUUAUGCCAACUAUCCAGAUAAGAGAAAUCAGUAUUUUAAAAUUAGAAUAAAUAUAUUAUCUGCAUCGUACAUAGAUUUAAGGGAAAUUCGUGCACAAAAGUAUUUAACGGAUUAAAUUAAAAAAAAAACAAGUUUUUUAAAUUAAGUAUUAUUGGUAAUAUUAAAGUUGAUAUUCGAAAUGGAUGGCAACACCACGUAAGCACAUUCCGUUCAGUCGAUAUGUAACUAAUUAAUUGUUAAUUAUUAUUAAUGAUUAUACAUAUGUGUAAACGUUGUUUUGACGUGGUUGUCGUCGAGCCGCUAGCGUGUUUGUGGUACUCUUCAUUUUUUUGUUGUGUGAACGAGACAGGUAUAGUUUUGGCUGUUGCGUUAUUUAAUAGUGGAUUGAAUGCGUGAUAAUGUAUUGAGUAUACGAAAUAGAUUUGCUGGAGCAUUAAAAAGCGUUGAAAAAGAAUAUUUUUUAAUAUUUGGAACAAGUAUCUGCAAUUACAUCACAAAGAUCACAGUUACCAUAGUGAUCUACGAAGAGUUAUUCGAUUAGAAAAAAAAUGAAUUGUUUGAAUGUAGGUUUCUACGAAGGGUAAACAGUUUAUGUAAAUAUUAAUAACGAAUAUCAAACUACUAACCUAUAGAUAAGAUUUUUCCAUAUAUGUGUGUGUAGUUUUAAAAGAAAAUAUUAUAGACCACCGACAUAUUUUUUUUUAAAGAUAAUUUUAUUUGUAGCUAUUUUUACGGUAUUUAAAAAUAUACUACCCAUUCUUAGUAGAUACAAAAUCAAUUAUUGUUUCUGUAUUAACCAAUAGAUAUUGAGAACAGAGUUAAAUAAACUGAAAUAGAAGACUUUGGAAGUCUCUGGAUGUAAUUGUAUAAUACAUUUAUUUGAUUAAUAACUUAAUCCAAAAGGUACAUUAUUUUUUUUUUUAUGUUUUUAUUGAUGUGAACAAAUAUAUUUUUCAUACGCUUCUUAGUGUAUAAAUCAAGUAUUUCUGUCUAGUAUACUUCAUACAUUUUUUAAGGUCAUAUACUCAUUUCAACAUUGGUAAUCUCACAUAUAAGUAAUUUUUACAUACACAAUGUAAAGUCAGGGUAUAACAAGCUAAAAUCCAGUAAUAUUAUGGAAAACUGACCAACUUUUCUUAUAAAGACGCCAAAAUAUGGAGAAAGUACACUCAUUUUGCGCGGUGUGUAUGAAAAUUUAAACUAAAAAAAAAAAAAAAAAUUAAUUUAAAAAAAUAAAAAAAAGAAACUGAGAAAGUAUGUUUCUUGAAAAAGUUAUCCAGUUUUACAAAUAUCCGCUGAAUUUUGGCUUGUUAAAUGCCAUGUAUUUGACUCGUCGUAUUUUUUAUUUAUUUAUAAUCUUUUUAUCAAUUUUAUUAGUAAUUUGUAUGAAAGUAUGAUUAAAUGAUCUUAUGAAUUAACAUUGUGGAAUAAUAUUAUCCGUUCGAACGGCAGCUUUUACCGUUUUUUUUUUUUUUUAUUGAGACUGAUUUAUACAACACUGUUUGUGGCGUAUUAAUUUUUUUUUAUUGUAACAAUUAGUCAGCAAAACUUUUUGUUCGAAAUGUUUAGUUGAAUUUUUAUAAA